AUGGGACUUCCUCUGCUUCUAAGAUGGCUCGCCGUCACCGUCCUGCUGCCAGUCUGCCUGUGCACCCCCCCGAACGGGGCACGGGAACGGCCCUGCACCCCUAGUUGCCGGUGCGACGGCAAAAUCAUCUACUGCGAGUCCAGCGCCUUCCGCGACGUGCCCCACAACGUAUCGGUGGGCACCCAGGGCCUCUCGCUACGCUACAACAGCCUGGCCGGCCUGCGGGCCAGCCAAUUCGCCGGGCUCAACCAGCUGGUCUGGCUGUACCUCGACCACAACUACAUCAGCGAGGUGGACAGCCAGGCCUUCCACGGGGUCCGCAGGCUCAAGGAGCUCAUCCUCAACUCCAACAAGAUCACCGUGCUCCAGAACGACACGUUCAACGACAUCCCCAACCUCCGCAACCUCGACCUCUCGUACAACAAGCUGCAGGCGCUGCAGCCGGGGCAGUUCCAGGGCCUCCGCAAGCUGCUGAGCCUCCACCUGAGGUCCAACUCCUUGAAGACGGUGCCCAUGCGCGUCUUCCUGGACUGCCGUAACCUGGAGUUCCUGGACAUCGGCUACAACCGGUUGAGGAGUCUGACGCGCAACGCCUUCGCCGGCCUGCUGAAGCUGAUCGAGCUCCACCUGGAGCACAAUCAGUUCUCCAAGAUCAACUUCGCCCACUUCCCCCGCCUGACCAACCUCAGAGCACUCUACCUGCAGUGGAACCGCAUCAAGUCCAUCACCCAGGGCCUGCCCUGGAUGUGGACCUCGCUGCACAAGCUGGACCUGUCGGGGAACGAGCUGCAGGAGCUGGAGACCAGCACGUACCAGUGCCUGCCCAACCUGCAGACCCUCAACCUGGACUCCAACAAGCUGAGCAACGUGUCCCAGCAGGUGGUCAACGCCUGGAUCUCUCUCACCACCAUCAGCCUGGCGGGCAACGUGUGGUUCUGCAACCCCAGCAUCUGCCCCCUGGUGGCCUGGCUGCGCACCUUCAAGGGCAACAAGGAGUCGGCCAUGAUCUGCUCCGGCCCCAAGGAGGUCCAAGGGGAGAAGGCCGACGACGUGGUAGCGGCGGCCAAAACGUGCCGACCCACCGUCGCACCCAUGACGACCAGGCCGACCACCACCGCCGCCGCCGCUACGUCCACCACCGGCGCCAGCACCACGGACCCCACCUCCGUCACCGCGACCUCCACGGACACCACAGACUUCACGGACGCCAGCAGCAGCACCACGCCGGCCCAGGCCCAGCCCUCCGUCGCCCCUUCCCCCUCCGGGCCGGACGAACGGUCGACGUGGAACAAGGCAGCGUCCCCCGUGCCCUCUCCCACGGGGGGGUCCCCGACGGCACCCCCACCGCCGCCGCCGCCAGACACGGAGUACGUCUCCUUUCACAAGAUUAUAGCCGGCACCGUGGCCCUGCUCUUAUCCGUGGCCAUAAUUCUCCUGGUUAUCUACGUGUCGUGGAAGCGCUACCCCAGCAGUAUCAAGCAGCUCCAGCAGCGCUCGUCGGUCACAAAGCGACAGAAGAAAGCGCGGGAGACCAAUCGCUCAGUGAGCUCCCCCCUGCAGGAGUACUACGUGGACUACAAGCCGUCCCACUCGGAGACGAUGGACGUGCUGGUGAACGGGACUGGGCCCUACACGUACACCAUCUCGGGGUCCAGGGAGUGUGAGGUAUGA
Molecule: messenger RNA, 1671 nt
Organism: Gadus chalcogrammus (walleye pollock)
Lineage: Eukaryota; Metazoa; Chordata; Actinopteri; Gadiformes; Gadidae
Product: leucine-rich repeat transmembrane neuronal protein 4
Exons: 2
Coding region: 1-1671 (556 amino acids)
Molecular function (GO): protein binding
Source: RefSeq, a predicted model, not a curated record